Molecule: messenger RNA, 3943 nt
Organism: Exaiptasia diaphana
Lineage: Eukaryota; Metazoa; Cnidaria; Anthozoa; Actiniaria; Aiptasiidae
Product: galanin receptor type 1-like
Exons: 1
Coding region: 307-1368 (353 amino acids)
Biological process (GO): G protein-coupled receptor signaling pathway
Cellular component (GO): membrane
Molecular function (GO): G protein-coupled receptor activity
Source: RefSeq, a predicted model, not a curated record
GAUUGACCAGCUUGAAGAGCGCUGCAGCGCAUAUCAGUGCAAUUCAAAGGGCAUCAACAGACAACCUAGAGRCUGUUUUGAUCUCGGCAUUUUCACGAUCUUUUCAUUAUUUUUAGGUCUAUUGAACUUGACUACACCUGUUUCCGAAUAGGAAGUCAUCUCAAAUUGAAAGGAUAGCAAACAAGACUUGGUGUUCAGGACAGUGCUUUAGUACAAAAGGCUUCCACAAGAGGUGAAGAGACACACGGCUUACUAGCAAGAGCAUUUCCCUCGUUGCAGUGUAUUUGUGCACGAUCAUAUCGUYACAUGGCUCUUAACGCUUCCAAUCAGACAGGCUUUGCGCAAAGCUCCUGCUUUAUUGUGAAAUGCCAAUUCAGCGAGGGCGAAAGAAUAGGUAUUGCCAUCGCCUACUUUGGAAUUUUUGUGGUGUCCCUGGCUGGUAAUUUCACCGUUUGCUGCACGAUUGUGAAAUCCAAAAAGCUUGGCAAGAGCUGCACAAARUUCUCCAUUCUGAACCUAAGUAUUGCUGACUUGUUCAUUACCAURUUUUCGAUUCCCCUGCAAACUAUCGACAUGUAUCUUUUAGGGAGCUGGAUUUUUGGAUUAUUUACGUGUAGGCUCGUUCAUUUUUUACAAAACGCAGCUAUGGUGGCUACCAUUCUUAUUCUAUUAACCAUAAGCAUUGAAAAGUUUCUGGUCGUCUGCUUUCCGUUCCAGUCUCGAGUGUAUCGGGAUUCCUUUCGUUACGCAGUUUACGUGAUGUGGUUGAUUGCAAUCGUGGACUCAGCUGCGGUGUCAACUCUGAAAGAUAUCAGGGCAUCGGGCGAACAAUAUUAUUGCGUAUUUGCAUGGCCAAGUUCGUCAUUCAAGAAAUCAUACCUGGUUGGACAUGGAACGGUAUUCUUCUUUSUGCCUUUACUACUAAUGACUUGUCUUCACUGCGCAACUAUUGUAGCCAUCCAAAAAAAGACCAUUCAUCGAGCAGAAGGCAGCKAAACAGCCAUCCGUAUGAACAUACGUAAACUGAAACGUAGACGCAAGGCCGUUACGAUUCUUGUUGUGAUUGUCCUUCUCUUCACCAUCUCUUGGGGGCCACUUCUUUCCGUUGCAAUGUGGGAGGCUUUUGCAAAUAUUGAAGUCGUUUUGAAAUACAUCAAAGUGCUAAAUCAAUUGUAUGUUGUGUCUAUGUURCUGGUUUUUUUGACAUCGGCGUUGCAUCCUGUCAUAUACUGCUUUCUUGGGAAGCAGUACKGAAGAGCUAUGCGACACUCCAUGUUGAGAAAAAAGACCAAUACCUCGAAUACCAGGUUCUCGCCCAAAGAGAAUCAACCUGCAGCAAUUCCUUUAAGGAAUAUGGACUUAAAUUAGCCUACACCAGCACAACUAACGGGAUAAGAAAGAAGGGAAAGGGAUAGAUGGAUUAAUUUGAUAUAAAGAAUGGAUGUAAAGCAACUAAAGUAAAAAUCCAUCCAAAGGAAGAACGAAAACUGCGAAUCACAAAAUAUAAUACACACACAAAGAUAAAUGAUUCCAAUUUAUGAAUAACGAGAAAAAAAUGGAUAACUGAACGAAAUAAGAAAAUAUGAAUUCCACAUACGUCGCGCCGCGGAAAAGAUUUAUUGAGAUCUAAAAAUAAACUCCAAGUUAAGGGAAGUGAACGAAAAACAAUCAAGACUAGAAAACGAUUAAYCGAGAGAAGUGCAAAAAUCGACCGGAUCUCAAGCUGAUAUGUUUAAGUAAGACAGAAGGACACUCAAAUCAUUCACUUUUCAUUCAAGGUUGCAUUGAUUACAAAACGUUUGAGGAAAAUUAUCAGUGAAAGCAUUUACCAUAUAACAUUACUGCUUUCAUACGAAACUUUCUAUAAUGUGUCAGAUUUGAAUGUCAGCCGUCAUGCAGCUCUACAAAUGAGUUCGACAAGACACGAAAGACUAGCGCGUGCCCUAGGGGGGCUUCAAAUUACUCAUUUCCACUUGUAAGCAUAACACUGCCUUUGCAUUGAAUUGAGCUCGCGCAGAAUGCUCAUUGAACUAGCUGACAUUGCAAAGCAAAGCAACGCAAAACAAAAACAAUACCACAUUGGUAAUAAAUUAUUGAAAGCAAUAAKUGCGAAUUUCUGUAUAAAAGAAAGAUUUUGAAUGAUAACAGCUUCUUUCUAUCAACAAAUUGAAGUUCGGCCUCCCAUCGAUGCGUUUUCAGGCGUUUUGCCGACAUUGUUCUUUCUUAUCAUUAAGAACAAUACGAACAGUAAAAAAUCGCGCUGGUGAAGAGUCAUAAAAACACUGAUAUGGAACUCGUAAUUAAUGAAAAUAGCUUAACAUGUUAGCUUUCAAUAUUUAGUUUUCAAAAAUUGUGCGUCGCACAAUUGAUUGGUCGGAUUUGAAGCCAUUGUGCUUUUAUUGCGGUAGCUUUGAAACGUAAUAUUGAAAGUUAGUACGCUUUUAUUGAAAAUCUAUAUCACCGUCAGAUCGACAAAAAAAUAGGUAAUUCUUUUAAAGGAAAUAAAUUCUAAGUGCAUAGUGACUCUAGAYRCAUGUCCGUGUAUGUUGCCUUCAAAGCCUUAAGCUUGAGCAUCAAUAUUUUAUCUUGAAAACAAAAACAAACAAAAAAAGAAAAACGUUUGAAAUUCAUUUGGUUUAUCAUAUAUUUAGUUAAAAAAAUUUUCCGGGAGUGUCAAUUCAUUUUAUUCACCCUGUCCUUGUAUAUUUAACAGUCAUGAUUUUUUUAAAAGACUCAAUAACAUUAGUCCACCGRCCUUUGUGGUCAUUUUCAACCCUUUUUAAUUCAAAAAGCAAAUGCUACAAACGACCAAGAAAAAAAACCACCAAAAUGCAGUCAAUUAUCGCCCAUUUUAAUCUAAAAGUUCAUGUGAUGAAAUAUACAUUGUUUCAAUGUUUAACUGACUUUUCCUUUGAGGUAUAUUAAUUUAUAAUUACACUAAAAAAAUUCCAAAACAUGACACAUUUUGGCAGCUAGAGCAGAAAGAUUAAAACCUCUCGAGUAGAAGAGAACGUUUAAUGUUGCUACGCAACAGUGACGUCAUGGCUAUAUUGUUUUUCUUCUCUUGAUAAAUAGCAGUAUGUUCUUGCUGCUUAAUAAAGUAAUAUUGUGAUUAUUACGAAAAAAUAGGGACAUGGCGGUAGAAAUUCAAUCAGAGUUAACUAUAGUGCACACUGUGCAAAUUCAAGCGGACAUUUUGUCUUACUAGAAAACAGACUCUGUUCUUAUCUUUAGCGGCCUAGAAUUGUAAUCAUAGAUUUUAGUAUUUUUGACUUUGACAUGUUUGCCUAGAAACAAUUUAAUAAAGUUCUGCUUCUAUAAAUUGUAGCAUUUAACUUUAAAAAAGAUCAAUAAAAACUGAUCGGAUGCAUGUGCGUCACCUGUUAUGUAAAACAAUUUAAACAAAGAAAGUGCGGAUUUAAACAGUGAUAAACCAACUGYGAGUUUAAAUUUUGACAACAAACGUAUACUUUUAUGAGGUGUCGUAUGCUGUGGUUGUUUUCGCAGUGUUUUUUUCAAAGAUAUUUUUCAAUCUCAUGAAGGAAAAAGACCAAAAAAGAAAAAAAAAUAGAGCAGUUUUAUGAAUCUGCGCUCUUUGGAAACCGAACUCUAUUUCUAUAAGACUUCUUCCUUAAUUCGUAACAUUUCAGUAUUGCUGUUCAGUCUUGAGAGGAAGGAAUAUUAGAAAAACACUGCAAACGACGGAAAAUAAUUCGGUCAAAUAAAGGCGCAUAUUAGAGCGCAAAAAGGGCGCAAACACCGCAACUCAGAUUAACCUUCAUAGAUAUUGUUUUAUCGAAUACCUUUGAUUAAUUAUUGUACUUAAUCAAUACCAAUUAAUUUUCCUGUACAUUAAGAGAUGUAGUAAUGGAUGACGUUGGCGUGUAUGUUAUGAUCAUUAAAUAACUAUCUAUUUUGAGCUUAGUAUUACUUUUAAUAAAGG